Lineus longissimus is the source of this 971-nucleotide messenger RNA. Its product is annotated as alpha-ketoglutarate-dependent dioxygenase alkB homolog 6-like. The coding region runs from base 4 to 744 and encodes 246 amino acids. The record is from RefSeq and is a predicted model, not a curated record. NCBI's taxonomy places the organism in Eukaryota, Metazoa, Nemertea, Pilidiophora, Heteronemertea, Lineidae. The transcript has 6 exons. Gene Ontology annotation, cellular component: nucleus.
CCCAUGUCAGGGCAAGCUUUUGAUGAAAAUUUUACAAAUAUCAAAUUUUCCGAGGAAAUUGAAAAUUUUAGAAUAAAAGAAGCUCCUUCAUCAGUGUACUACAUUCCUAACUUUAUUACUGAAGAAGAGGAAAGGUAUCUUGUCAAUCAAGUCGACCACGCACCAAAGCCAAAAUGGACACAACUGUCAAACAGAAAGCUGCAAAAUUGGGGAGGUCUCCCAGAUCCAAAAGGAAUGAUUCCAGAAAAGCUACCCCAGUGGUUAGAAACUUACUGCAAGAGGAUAGCAGAUCUUGGUGCCUUUGAAGGGAAGUUACCUAAUCAUGUGCUGGUCAAUGAAUACCUACCUGGACAAGGUAUAAUGCCCCAUGAGGAUGGGCCACUGUACUACCCGACUGUAACCACUAUAUCCCUCGGAUCCCAUACCUUGCUGGAUUUCUACUACCAUCUCAAGACAAGUGGAGAUGAACAGGAACCUGGGGAGGAAACUUCUCUAGAAAGCCGCCACUUUCUGUCCAUCCUACUUGAACCUCGGAGUCUGUUCAUUUCAAGAGACGAUAUGUAUAAAGUUCAUCUUCAUGGAAUCGCUGAGAGGACAGAGGACAUUCUUACAGAAAAAGUUGUGAACAUUGACCAGUGUAAAAUGUCACUUGGUCUAACUUUACAAAGGACAAGACGCAUAUCACUGACUAUAAGACAUGUUCCGAAAGUGAUGAAGGCAAAGCUAUUAUUUGGUAAAAGAUAGCACUUUUCAUGAGGGGAAUAUGUCCUUUUCUACAUGUAGUAGUUUACAAGAAGUUUUUCUCCAAGUUGUGGAUAUCUGGCUGCACAUGCAGUCUUCCGAAGGCUUCCUCAUGGUGGGGAAUCAUCUUCAAUGGUUUGCUUGUGUUGAAUGCGCUAAUAACCUGUGCCAAUUUUGUUAAAUUGUAUGAACAUCCUUGUCAUUUAUUUUGAAAGAAAGCAUAUUGUUAC